AGAUAGCUCAUAAUAUAAAGUAGAACAAAUUCAUUACAUAAAUAUAUAAGUGAUUAAAAGAUCAUUGCUAUUUAUUUCAUUUUAUUUUGUAUCACUUUUCUGAGUAAACAUUAUUUAUAUUCCAAUUUUCAGCCACUAAAUGCCAUGGUAAAGUACUUACUCAAGGGCAGGCAGGACUUGUUCCUGCACAGCUUAUUUUACAGCAGUCUGGUGGUCUGAAAAAUGUAGAGACUCAAUCCACAACAGAUACUGUAGGUAGGUUUUCAGGUGCUGUUGGUACUCCACAAAGUCCUAAUCUUCAAAUGGUUAGAACAGUUCUUUCACAACAAGCUGGACUUAAGGCAGGUCAAGCUACAAUCUUAAUUUCCCAGCCAGCGCUGCAGCAAGGGCAAGUGCUACCUCCUGGUCAUAUUGUUCAGAAUACUAGACCACAGGGAAAAACACAACAGCAAGGGAAGCCUUUAUUUGCUCGAAUAAUUAAUCCUGGAUCUGUGAAGCUUGCUGGAGGAGUUCAGGGAUUCUCAACACAAGGUCAGCUUAUCCAAACAGUUGGUCCUACAGGACAGACAAUUGCUGUGCAAAAUGAUGCAGCCCUUAGACAAACACUGAGUAAAUUUGUCACGGGCGCAAACUCUGGAAGCCCUGCUAAUGUCAUAUUUACAACAGUUGGGUCGUCUGUAACAGGUGUUACCCCUGGGUGUCCAGCAAAUGUUAUUCUUGGUUCCUCAGGAACAUCUAUCACAACAAGUCAACAAAUUCUAGCAGCAGCUGCAGCAGGUAAAGCUGCCCAAAUUAAAGAAUUAGAAAAAGACAAGAAAUCGUGAACUUCAUUUACUUCUGAUUAUAUGUUAUUGCCAUGUUCUGUUCUGUCUUUAAUUAAUUCCGAUUUAUCUGUCCUUAAGUGAAUUAAAUAUCAAAGCAUGAAUACAUUGUACAUGUAUUAGGCAGUUAGCUUGCAGUUAAGGGGCUUUUUUGACAUGAAUAUCAAAAUAUAAAUACAUUGUACAUGUAUUGGGCAGCUAGCUUGCAGAUAAGGGACUUUUCAGACAGGAAAGAUGACAUGCAGGACUUAAAUGUACGAUUAUCGUGUGGUAUAGAGCGUGUUUAUCAAUUAUUACCUUUCAACAUAUUGUAAAAUUUGUAAGUACUUAGAACUGAAAAAAUUAGUAAACUGUAGACAUGUUAUUAUAAGAAAAGGAAUAAUAGCUGAUGUAUAGCUGAACUAAAAAUAAAUGCUUUAUUGAAACUUUA
Ruditapes philippinarum (Manila clam) is the source of this 1251-nucleotide messenger RNA. RefSeq lists its product as uncharacterized. The transcript is spliced from 2 exons. The coding region runs from base 303 to 824 and encodes 173 amino acids. The record is from RefSeq and is a predicted model, not a curated record. Lineage: Eukaryota; Metazoa; Mollusca; Bivalvia; Venerida; Veneridae.